AAUUGCGGUGGUGGUGGUGGUGAUGUAGAGUAAUUUGUUGGAGAUAUACUAUACAUAGGUGAUAAUGGGCUUGAAUUGGCCAUUGUUGAUCCAAGUAUUGAGGAUAAUUUGCAAUAUAUCUGUACGAGAAUAUCGCAUAAUGUGUAUAUUACCUCAAAAUAACUCAAUUGAAAUGGUAUAUUUGGGUUUGUUAAGUAGGUGAUAUCAUUAGAUCCACUUCCGUCAUUUGAAGCACCCUUUUUUGACUGCUUCAUUUUGAAUAGAUUCUUGAUCUUAGGUUUAAAAUUUUCAUCCUCUAUAUUAUCAAAUUCAGAUAAAGUGGCUGAUAAACUCUUUACGAAAUCUGAUGGUUGAUGAUUAUCAAGGUGAUAGCUAAGGGAUAAACCGAGUAUAAGAAAUUUGUUGGUUCUGUAUGCUAUUAGAUAGUCAAACAAACAGAGAUCUACGCACCUCUUGGCCAUUUUGUAGUCAUCCAAUGUGUGCUCCAGGUCCUGCCUGGAUAAUAAGACUGUAUUAAACCAGUGUAAUUUCCUAGAAAGGCCUUUGAGUGGGAGGAAGGGUAUAAAGAAGUAAACUAACCCUUCAUAAGCCAUUCUCAUAAGUUUGAAUGAUUUUAUACGUCUAACGAUAGUGUCUUUUAAUAAAUCCAUCCCGUCAUUAUCGUUCAGGGCUAUAUUCUCAAUUGGAUCGCUGCCUUGUCGCGAUCUACCCGAAGUUGAAGAAGUACCAAGGGUUGAGAGCAAAUUACUAGCUGAUGAUUUUCUACGCAUGCCUUCCCUUUUGUUAAUUGCCUCAGGAUAGAAUAAUUGCUCCAUCGUCGUUGCGCUCGAAGGUGUUUACUCACAGUCAAGAAGUUAUAAUGGAGUUUGACGGUAACUGGAAUGCCUUAUCUGAGCAGAUGGGUAAUCUGAACAAUUUACUCGCUUCAUCCGCUGGUACAACAAGCCACAAUUCACCUUGUACGAGUUAUCUAGACGAUAAAGAAAUGUCUACCUACGGUUCAUUCCCGAUGUCCUCACUCAACGAUCUCGACGAUGGUCUCAAAGUCGUUAAUUGCACUGAAUGCUUGAGACCAGUACAGAAAUCUGCUUUAGAAGAGCAUUCAAUCAGUUGCUCAAUUAUGAAGCAAAUCAAUCAAUCACAGCCGAAAUCUUCGAAUAACCGGAAAUCUAAGUUGAAGAGAGAAGAAGCCUCCUCUACCCCAACGCCUGUACCUUCUUCUGCUGACUUAACAGCCAAUCCGUCCAAGAAAAGAAGAUUAAGUGAUGCUUCACAGCAUUCACAAACAAGUUCCAAUUCCCCACAGAAGAAAAGCCGUAAAUUAGACGCAGAGAGUUUGAAAAUUAAAUCAAAAUCAUCAUCUUCUACCGGCUCAACAUCGAAAGCGAGAAAAGAAGACGGUCCAGUAGAUCUUGAUAGUCAAUGUGGUGUGCUCAACGCAAAAGGUGUGCAAUGUUCGAGAUCGCUCACCUGUAAAACCCAUUCUAUGGGUGCAAAAAGGGCUGUUAUCGGUCGUAGUAAACCUUAUGACGUAUUAACAUAUGAAUUCGAAGUAAAGAGAAAGCCAGAAUUGGCUGACAAGCCAGUACCAAAAGCUGUCACACAAUUUGAAGCCGAUAGGGCAGCAGCUAAGAAGAGGACUACGCCAGUGCAGACACCUACACCUACACCACCUGUCAAACCGAAAGUAUUACCGAAAGUGCCAGCUAUCGAGGAGAAAGCCAUCGGUGUUACAUCCUGGGAGAGUCAAUUACCAGCGCCAGAUGAAGAGCUUCUACCUACGACUGGCUUAGAACUCGAUAUUGAAAUCAGCAAAAUAAGAGCAAUCACGGCUGCACACACUCCAAAAGCACUUGGAGGACCUACUAAUAGAAUGUCUGGCUUGAUACGCAAACGUACAAUGAUGAGAAGAUGUUUAAUGAAAUAAUUAUUGUAAAAUUGGUUGUAUAAUCUGUACUAUCUAGACGACGAAAAUAUAUAUAUGCAAAAUAAGCGCCAUCAGCUCACAGAUGAUGACACUAGACCACAAAAACGUAAAAGACAGGAUUUAGAAAGAUCUCUGUCACGCCUCCAUAUAGAUCCCACUCCAAGGGUCGAUAAUGAUGUCGAAAUGGAGAAAUCUGGGACAUAUGAGCCUGAUAAGCAUAGGAUUAUCGUAUAUGAUUUAGAUGAGUAUGAUAGUGAGCCAGAAGAUAAUAAAGCACAACUUCCGAAGCUCAAAGUACCAAAAAUGAUAAAUAACACACAGAAUAUGAUACUAGGGAAGAUGACACAGCAGGAAGGACAGCUUGUGCUAUAUAGACCGUUAGACAUACCCCAAAAGGAACAGCAAGGAGAGCAAACGCAAUGCAAAGAAGACAACUUAGAACCAAUGGAAAUCUAAUCGAUCUAGUCAAUCUAUUUAUUUAUUUAUUUAUAUUCCUCGUAGUUUCUUAUAUCACAAGUUUUACCAAAAUCAUCUAGAUGCUUCCGGAGUAUCUCAGUUAUUUCUUUACGUGUCUCAAUUUCAUCUGUUUGGUCAUUCUUUAGUUUUUCAAGAAGUGGCUCGACCGUCCAAUUAAUGGGAUCCCCUAUAUCUACAGUUAUUCGUGCAUUCGUUGACGGCAGAGCUGUGUAUUUCCUGCCGUCUUUGAAUACAUCGUUGAAACCAGUGAGGUGUAUAGGCAAGAUAGUUGGCGUUUGCUCUGUAAGAGUGAGCAUACGACCGACACCCCACCUGAAUGGACGAAGCGGUGAUGGUGUGGUAUGUGGAUUGAAAUUUGGUGGUGGAACGUUUAUUCUGCCUUCAGGGAACAUACUCACCUGUGAUCGUUUAGAUGUAAUAUGAAGUAAAACAUAGAGACUCAC
Molecule: messenger RNA, 2847 nt
Organism: Wallemia mellicola CBS 633.66
Lineage: Eukaryota; Fungi; Basidiomycota; Wallemiomycetes; Wallemiales; Wallemiaceae
Product: SCA7-domain-containing protein
Exons: 4
Coding region: 860-1927 (355 amino acids)
Biological process (GO): regulatory ncRNA-mediated heterochromatin formation; RITS complex assembly; regulation of transcription by RNA polymerase II
Cellular component (GO): SAGA complex
Source: RefSeq, a predicted model, not a curated record